UGUUACCUUUUGGACAUGGACUCGGGACGGCCUUGGCAUAUCAGGUUGGUGACAUCGUCUUCUACUCUUGUCUUUUCUACUUUUGAAAACAUAGACCUGCCUCUUAGGUUCUCUUCAGAGGAGCAAGAUGGUGUGGUCACUUUCCACCAGCCCGGAUCUCAGACCGGUCAGCCUUUCUACCGAAUACUCAACAAGAUCGGCCAGGCGGUCUACGUCGGAGGCAACGAGACACUCUUAAAAUUGAGCAUAGACAGGAUAGAUGGACAAUAUACUGUGGUAGCAAACAUUACAACAGAACUUUUGACAGAAGAGCCUCCGUUAAUUGUUACUUGUGAGCACAGAAGCAGUGACCCUGAGAGGGACUGUUGGAAUUUCAUCCGUGUGGCUGAGGAGACAAGGUCAGGUCGCCUGUACGUUUGCGGCACCAAUUCACAAAGUCGCCUGUGCUACUUGUGCUCCCAAGACCUGGUGGACUGUCCUAGAGUGCCUGGCUUCGCACCAGUUCUAGUACCUUUACUGCCUGAUGUCAAUCCAUCAGUAGCUGUCUUUGACCACGAAGCAGGAGACGUUCUGUAUGGAGGAGAUGCCGCUACCGAAACCUUCCAACGUUACAGUCUGGAUGACUAUGGAACGGCUACUUUUGAAUUGGAUUCUGUAACUGUUGGCCUUAGAUUUAUUAACACGCCUGUCUUUGUGGGUAAACCCUUCAGCUACACCGACGGCAGCGGUAAUAAAUAUGUUUUCACUUUCUACCGUGAGAGAGCCGAGGAAUAUUCCAACCUCGGGGAGAAACUGUACUCGAGAAUCGCGAGAGUAUGCCAGAGUGAUACAGGAGGCCCCGUGAACACCCAGAAGUUUGUCACUUUCAUCAAGGCGCGGCUCAACUGCUCCAUUCCAGACGAACUGUUCCCUUACGAGUUCGAUGAAAUACAGGAUGUAUUAUGGACCGACACAAAUGGAGACCCCGAAGCAUAUGCUGUGUUCACGUCACCAUCAAAAGGACCGAAAGCGUCAGCUCUUUGCCGCUACAGGAUGAGGGACAUCAUGCAGCUGUUUGACGAGGGUGAAUACAAGUUACAGCUUAAUGGUAACGUCAACCGCAUGUGGCUGCCACAAGCUGUGACAGAUCCCAGGCCUGGAACAUGCCAUGAAGUGCAUACCACAGAUUAUCCUCCGCUGCUGGACAAGUUGGUGCCCAACUAUAACCCCCUGGAACCGGCCCCAGGAGAUCAACCUCCCCCACCAGACAAUCUUAAGCAGUCUGAUGCACCCACACUUUACGUGAACGGAGUCCACUUUACCAGCCUGGCCGUCGAUUUCGAUCACGGUUGUCUCUACUAUUUUGGGACAACCGAUGGAACUGUGAUCAGAGCUUUCAGGUACGAUUGCGACAAUGCAACCGAGCCGUUUACAACCGUUGAAAUCACUGAGCUGGGGACAGAUGGAACCACCGUGACAGGGCUGGAGCUGAUCACUGGGGGCUCUCGCAAAUUUCUGGUGGUGACGACGGAAGAGAGUGUCAUCUCAUGGCUACUCUCCCCAAUCUCUCCAGACAUUUCAGUCACACCACAAAAAAUAUCCUCAGCUCGCUAUGAAGAUGAAUGUAAAAUCAAGGGACCAGACUGUUCGUGGAAUGGCUCAAACUGUUCUUGUGCACCUGCAGAUCCGAAUUGUGUCAUCGAACAGCAAAGACUUCUUGUUCAACCCACGACGAGCCGUAUUGUUUCCUGUGCGAACAAGGAUGUCUUCGUGUAUUGUGAAGUCAAUCUAGGUCCAGCGUGUUCCGACCAGUACGUCACCUUAUCCUGGGCCAAAGAUGACAGCGCAAGUUUUUGUGCUCGGAACAAACAUUUGGCACGAGAAACAAGGUUGUCCAACGGACUACUGGAACUGAGGGUGACUACUCACAACAUCAGCAGCGGCAACUACACGUGCACAGCCCAUGUGGGAGGAGUCCGAGCAGAGGCAGCGCAGGUGGAAAUUGUAGUGGAGAACUGCCUUACUGAGCAAAGUCUUCAAUCAAGAUGUGUUUUCCAUGACGAGUUGGAAGCUGCACACCAACACCUAGAACAAACUUCAGGUGGCGGUAUUCAAAGCAGCGUAGCCAGUGGUAUGCAGAGUGGCACAGAGCAACCGGCUGAAGAGAUUAUAGUCAAUUGACAUUGACGGAAGCCACAUUCGGAUGGCAAACGAUUUAUGAACACAUUUUCGAGGUAGAGGGGGGUGGACCAUAUGAAAUGUAAAACAAGGAUAGUGACCAUGGAUUCAUGGUUAAACUAAAACUAAAGCACGCGGUGUUGAAAAAUCACUAAUAGGCGUAUGUACUGAUAACGUCACACUUUGUUUACAUGUGCACUUUUCGUAGAGCCAGUGGGGGACCCAUGGUCGCUGAGCACAGUGGGCCCCAAGCUGAACCUAGAGAGGGCGCGAUUUUCCUAGCAACGGAGGCUCCUGUGGUAGUCAUGGUUUACAAAUGACUAUGACGUGUGUGUUAAGUGUGCGUCGCUACCAGCAAGUCUAAAACGAACACUCCUGACCACCAUGGCUCUUUUUAACCGAGGAGGAGUGUUUCUGCUCAAGGCGGAUAGGAAAACACACACAUAAACAUCUAGUUUCAUCAUCAGUAAGGAUGGAGUCCAUUGAUCUUCCUGAUGUCUUCAUAGCCUGUCAUGUACUGUACUUUAAUUAACCUAGACAAAUAUUCUGGUUUGCAGCUGGCAAAAAAAACCCCCUGGCUAGUACGUACCGGGUGUGUAGAUGUCAAAUUAUGGAGACUGAAUCACCUCAAAAGGGUGGUGGCGCUGCUCACACAUCUCAUUUUAAGACGCAUAUUUUUGCUUUUUUAUUAAAGCUUUUUUUGGAUUUCAAUUUUUUUUCACUAUAUCGUUUAAAACAUCGUUGGCCCUGCUUGAUCAUUUUGACAUGCUUCCACUAGCUAAUCGUGUCGAAAUGGCAUCAAUGAUGCCAGGGACAGACAUCUCAAUAACUGAACAGUUGUGUUUUUUUUUUCAUCUGUCCAAGGUAAUGCCCUACACUUUCACGGAGGAGAGUGCAGAUUUUUAGAGCAUUUUAGAUUUUCCGUCUUUUUUUCUCCUGGACGUCGUUUCUCUCCGAGGAAGUUAGAUUGUACACCUUUUCUGUACAAAACCAUUGCUGUUUCUCAAGUACAACUAAUCAACGCACUAACUCAGUUGUAAUUAUGUGAGCUCAACCUGGUGUACGACAACAUGUCUCAUAAAAAGGGCUCCACAAAUAUAUGACCCAAUAAUAACUUAUUUUUCAUUAAUUCGUAUUAAGCAGAGAUGUUUGUAAUAAACUGCUAUACUCGACUUAUGUACGUGUGUUGUAAAUGUACAUGUACGUUUGAUCGUGUGUUACAUGAGUUCGAUCAUUUCAAUCGUACAGUAGCGUAAAGCAUAUUGGUACUGGAACAACAUAAAUCAGGCAUGACGUUUAUAUACUGCACAUGCGAAAUCUCAACAGAAAUAACCGUGUUUAGUAAGUGCUAUAUGUUGCCAGAAUACGAAAGACAUAAUAAAUGGCGGACUACUAUUUUGCGGCCCUCAACGUGCUGCACCACCGCCUAA
Acanthaster planci (crown-of-thorns starfish) is the source of this 3587-nucleotide messenger RNA. Its product is annotated as semaphorin-2A-like. The record is from RefSeq and is a predicted model, not a curated record. Lineage: Eukaryota; Metazoa; Echinodermata; Asteroidea; Valvatida; Acanthasteridae. Gene Ontology annotation, biological process: negative chemotaxis; semaphorin-plexin signaling pathway; neural crest cell migration. Gene Ontology annotation, molecular function: chemorepellent activity; semaphorin receptor binding. Gene Ontology annotation, cellular component: plasma membrane.